This is a messenger RNA of Trifolium pratense (red clover), 1877 nucleotides long. RefSeq names its product aspartyl protease family protein 1. The record is from RefSeq and is a predicted model, not a curated record. Gene Ontology annotation, molecular function: aspartic-type endopeptidase activity. NCBI's taxonomy places the organism in Eukaryota, Viridiplantae, Streptophyta, Magnoliopsida, Fabales, Fabaceae. Gene Ontology annotation, biological process: proteolysis. The transcript has 10 exons. The coding region runs from base 163 to 1755 and encodes 530 amino acids.
UUCAUACUCACUCACCUCAAAUCAAUCCCACCUAAUAACAAGAUCCAAUGUUCUCUUUUUUCUCUUUUGAAUUUAACACCAAGAUUUCACCCAUCACACACCAAAGAUCCUCUCUUUUUCUUUCUCUUUUCUUGGGUUUGGUGGUUUUUUAGCAGAAGAAAAAUGUUGAGUUUCAGUUUCAGCAGAAUAAUCAUCAUCUUCUUAAUACUUUGUUGGUGGUGCUGUUACUGUGAUGCUCACAUAUUCACAUUCACUAUGCACCACCGUUACUCUGAACCUGUCAAGAAAUGGUCUCAUUCUGCUUCACCUUCUCCUUCCAAUCGUUGGCCUGAAAAGGGUACUGUUGAAUACUAUGCUGAGUUAGCUGACCGUGACCGCUUUCUCCGCGGCCGUAGACUCUCCCAAUUCGACGCCGGUCUUGCUUUCUCCGAUGGCAAUUCCACCUUCCGUAUUAGCUCCCUUGGAUUUUUGCAUUAUACAACAGUUGAGUUAGGGACACCUGGAGUGAAGUUUAUGGUGGCGCUUGAUACAGGAAGUGAUCUGUUUUGGGUGCCCUGUGAUUGCACUAGAUGUGCAGCUACUGAUAGUUCUUCCUUUGCUUCUUCUGCCUUUGCUUCGGAUUUUGACCUAAGUGUGUAUAAUCCUAAUGGAUCUUCAACAAGUAAAAAGGUUACUUGUAACAAUAGUCUCUGCACGCACCGCAACCAAUGCCUUGGGACAUUCAGCAACUGCCCUUACAUGGUUUCUUAUGUAUCCGCUGAAACCUCUACAUCCGGAAUAUUAGUAGAGGACGUUCUGCAUUUAACUCAAGAAGAUGAUGACCAUGACCUUGUCGAGGCAAAUGUUGUAUUUGGCUGUGGACAAAUUCAGAGUGGAUCGUUCUUAGAUGUUGCUGCUCCGAAUGGUUUGUUUGGACUUGGUAUGGAGAAAAUAUCAGUUCCUAGCAUGUUAUCAAGGGAAGGAUUUACUGCAGAUUCGUUCUCCAUGUGUUUUGGACGAGAUGGCAUUGGAAGAAUAAGUUUUGGGGACAAAGGAAGUCUUGAUCAAGAUGAAACUCCAUUUAAUCUGAACCCAUCACACCCUACCUAUAACAUCACAAUCAAUCAAGUCCGUGUAGGAACAACUCUAAUCGACGUGGAAUUCACAGCUCUUUUUGAUUCUGGAACCUCUUUUACCUAUUUGGUUGAUCCAACCUAUUCAAGGCUUUCCGAGAGUUUUCAUUCCCAAGUGGAAGAUAGGCGGCGUCCAUCGGAUUCAAGGAUCCCUUUCGAAUAUUGUUAUGAUAUGAGUCCUGAUUCAAAUACUAGCUUGAUCCCUAGCAUGAGUUUAACUAUGGGAGGUGGAAGCCGUUUUACUGUUUAUGAUCCAAUAAUUAUUAUCUCUACACAGAAUGAACUUGUAUAUUGUCUAGCAGUAGUCAAGAGUGCUGAGCUGAACAUAAUUGGACAAAACUUCAUGACUGGUUACCGUGUUGUUUUUGACCGAGAAAAGCUCAUUUUGGGAUGGAAGAAAUCUGAUUGUUAUGACAUUGAGGAUCAUAAUAAUGUUGUCCCAACAAGACCAGACUCAGAUAAUGUGCCUCCUGCAGUUGCCGCGGGACUCGGCCGUUACCCUGCCACUGAUUCAAGUAGAAAGUCCAAUUACAAUUCUCAACAGUCAAGUGCAUCACCGGCCCCGCUUUAUAGCUGCAUUUCACUUUUGACUUGCAUUGGAUAUCUAAUCUUUUGUAUUUUGUUUUGUUUACAUGAUCUAUGAUCCUUCAUUUGUAUCCAACAUUGAUAGUUUAUGGUACAUUUAGCUCAUAUUGUAAGAUUUUGUGUAAGAUUUUUUCUAUCAUAUUGUAACAUAGUGUAAAUGUCAUCUAGUUUUCCUUCCCA